AUGCCUCUGUCAGAUCUAGACCAGGAUAUUACACCUAUCCCCCGUUCGCGGGAGGAGAACCAGGAGAGAGCCUUUAUUGCUGCAUCACGGCGAAAGGAUCGCAGCCUAGAUGCUCGCCUGGAAUCUGCUAACCGGGCUUCUAUGUUGCAUAAGAAGCGUACGGGCAAGGCCUUCCACAUCACUAAGGAGAUUGUUGAGAAGGAAGCCAUGUAUGAAGAGGUCGAUGAGCGGUAUCAAGAAAAACGCAUUCUCAUGCUGCAACGCCAGAACGAGCAAAUCGAAGACCAAUUCAAAAACCAUCUACUGGCCGCCUUUGCAGCCCGCGCUCAAUUCAAUGCGUCCUCCAUCCACAACCGGCGAGCAAGCCACAUGACCCCACGCCCAUCAGUCAAUGGAGUUAAUGGUGGUCCGCGCAAGAUGAGCUUGGAUCUGUCUAAUAUCCGCUCUUCCUUCUCCCAGGGCUCAGGCUCAAUGGCAAGCCCAAUGCCAACCGGUGAUGGCUACGUACUUUCGCCCACAGCAUCAUACGACCAGAGUGGCCAGUCCUAUAUGGCGUGCAUGAGCGGUUCCCAGACACCAUACUCUGACAUGUUCUCUACCUCAACUGGGCCCCCAUCGGGACAAAUCCCAGCCUACAUGAACCAACAAGUCUCAACACCAGCAUCAGCCUGGAACUCCCAAGUACCCGCAUGGGCCCCGAUGCAACAGCAGAACCCAACCCCUAGCCAAACCCCCACGGACGCGCACGCCGUGCAAAUGUGGCAGCAGCAAAUGAUGCAACAGGCUCAGAUGCCCAACACCGCAGCCCAAAUGCAUCAGUUCAGAGAUCGCCUUGCGUCCGCGCCAGAGUUGCCUCUGCAGCAGCACACGGCUCCACCCAUUCCCUCAGCAUCCAUCUCAGGCCCCACCGUCCACGGCCCUACCCAUGGUCACUCGCGCGGCCAGUCCCAGCCAUCGAACAACUUCCACAACCUCAACCUCCUUAAUCAGACCACGCACCUUUCCCACUCGCAGAUCGCCCCCUCCAGUCUUAGUUCUCCUAAGGUCGAGGCCCUCUCAGCGGGCACUCACUCCACUCCGGACUUCUGUCCCACUCCCAAUACCCCCCUGUCACCGACAACUGCUACCGCGCAUGCUACUGUGUUGCCGGGUGGGAAGGUCAACGGUGAUGGCAUUAUGGUUUCGCAUGAGGGGAUGGAUCCCGAUUUCACAGAUUUCAGCCAGUUUGCUUUCCACUUGGGUAACUCGACUGUUCCACUUUCCGAUCGUGAUCAGCCAUUUGGCUUUGACGAUCUGCUCUCAGUUGAUGACUUCACCAGCGUCUCUUGUUAA
Penicillium samsonianum is the source of this 1332-nucleotide messenger RNA. RefSeq lists its product as uncharacterized. Bases 1 to 1332 code for a protein of 443 amino acids. Lineage: Eukaryota; Fungi; Ascomycota; Eurotiomycetes; Eurotiales; Aspergillaceae. The record is from RefSeq and is a predicted model, not a curated record. The transcript is spliced from 2 exons.